GGGAUCUUCCAGCGGGCAGUGAUGGGGGGGUGGGGCGGUCUGCCGCUGCUGCUGCUGCUGCUGCUGCUGGGCGGCUGGUGCUGGUCCCGGUGCCGGGCUGAGGAAGAGGUUCUGAUGAACACCAAGCUGGAGACGUCGGACCUGCGCUGGACCAACCACCCUGCAGACGACCAGCAGUGGGAGGAGCUUAGCGGCCUGGACGAGGACUCCAACAGCGUGCGCACCUUCCAGAUCUGCACCCCCGACAGCCCGUCGUCCUAUUGGCUGCGGACGCGCUGGAUCCCCCGCGGCGCCGCCACCACGCUCUUCGUGGAGAUCCGGUUCACCAUGAUGGAGUGCGCCGCCAUCAACCAGCGCCACUGCAAGGAGACCUUCAACGUCUACAGCUACCAGAGCGACGCCGACGAGGCCACGCCCACCCACCCCGCCUGGAUGGAGAACCCCUACACCAAGGCCGCCGCCGUGGCCGCCGACCACCUGCUGCGGCGCGGCGGCGAGCGGCGCUCCAACGUCAAGCUGCUGCGGCUGGAGGGGCUGCGGGGGGCGGGGCUCUACCUGGCCUUCCAGAGCCAGGGCACCUGCAUGGCGCUGCUCGCCGUGCGCGUCUUCUUCAGGAAGUGCCCGGCCGUCCGCCGCGCCUUCGCCGCCUUCCCCGAGACCGUGCCGCACUCGCUGGUGGAGCAGGCCCAGGGCGUGUGCGUGGAGAACGCCGUCACGCCGCCCGGCGAGAACGCCCGGCUUCCCAGCAUGCUGUGUGGCGAGGACGGCCAGUGGGUGGGGCAGCCCACGUCCAGCUGCGCCUGCCGGCCCGGCUACGAGGCGGGGGACAGCGAGGUGCGCUGCCGAGCGUGUCCGUCGGGUCACUUCAAGGUGGAACCAGGAAGUGGAGGCUGCACUUCCUGUCCAGACAGGAGCCACACCCGGAUCCCAGGCUCCGCCUACUGCCCCUGUCUCCCGGGUUACGACCGGGCCGACUCCGACCCGCCGCACGCCGCCUGCACACGCCCCCCCUCGCCCCCCCGCCACCCCGUCUACCAGCUCAACGACACCACGGUGACCCUGGAGUGGAGGGAACCGCUGGAGCGAGGAGGACGGGCGGACCUCAGCUACACGCUGCUCUGCUACGACUGCGGCGCCACCGGCGCUGCUCAGGGAUUGGCCGGCUCCUGCGCCCCCUGUGGCGACGCCGUCCUGUACCGCCCCUCCCAGUCGGGCCUCUCUCAGCCCCGCGUCGUCGUCUGGGGGCUCCGCCCACAGGCCCGCUACCUGUUCACCAUCCAAUCACUGAACGGCGUGUCUGCAGUCAGCCAAUCAGAGCCAGCCUCCGUCAGCAUCAACGUCACCACCAGCAGAGACGUCCCUCCCCCAGUCUCAGGUGUGAAGCGGGCGGCGGCGUCAGAGAGCAGCCUGUCCCUGAAGUGGACCGCCCCGGUUCUGCAGAACCAGCAGCAGGUUCUGGAGUACCAGCUGCGGUACCGGCGGGCCGACGACGGCGACGCUCCGUGGGAGUACCUGCCCAGCGAGGGCGCCUCCGCGGUUCUGAGCGGCCUGCAGCGGGCCACCCGGUACCAGGUGCAGGUCCGGGCCCGGUCCCAGGCCGGGUACGGCCCGUUCAGCGCCGCCAGCGCCGUCAGCACGCUGCCCGACGGUGCCGCCCGCUCCCAGCUGGUGCUCACCGCCGUCCUGGUCUCCGUGACGAUGCUGCUGCUGGUCGCCGCGGUGACGGCCGGAUCCAUCUGGUACCGGAGGAGGCGGCGCCGCUCGGCCCGCGUUGAUAAGGCUGGACACUACGCCAUGGGUCAGACCAUGAAGGUCUACAUCGACCCGUUCACCUACGAGGACCCCAACGAGGCCGUCAGGGAGUUCGCCAAGGAGAUAGACGCCUCCUUCGUCAAGAUAGAGGAGGUGAUCGGAGCAGGUGAGUUCGGAGAGGUGUGUCGCGGCCGGCUGAGGGUCCCCGGCCGUAAGGAGAACUACGUGGCCAUCAAGACCCUGAAGGGCGGCUACACGGACAAGCAGAGGCGGGACUUCCUGUCCGAGGCGUCCAUCAUGGGACAGUUCCAGCACCCCAACAUCAUCCACCUGGAGGGCGUGAUCACCACGUCCUGUCCCGUCAUGAUCCUCACCGAGUUCAUGGAGAACGGAGCGCUGGACAGCUUCCUGAGGCUGAACGACGGUCAGUUCACCACCAUCCAGCUGGUGGGGAUGCUUCGUGGAAUCGCUGCAGGCAUGAAGUAUCUGUCAGAGAUGAGCUUCGUCCACCGAGACCUCGCUGCUCGCAACAUCCUGGUCAACUCCAACCUGGUCUGUAAGGUGUCAGACUUUGGUCUCAGCAGGUUUCUGACGGAGAACUCCUCUGACCCGACGUACACCAGUUCCCUGGGGGGGAAGAUUCCCAUCAGGUGGACGGCUCCUGAGGCCAUCGCCUACAGGAAGUUCACCUCCGCCAGCGACGCGUGGAGCUACGGCAUCGUCAUGUGGGAAGUGAUGUCAUACGGCGAGCGGCCGUACUGGGACAUGAGCAACCAGGAUGUGAUAAACGCCAUCGAGCAGGACUACCGCCUGCCUCCGCCGCCCGACUGCCCCGCCUCGCUGCACGCGCUCAUGCUGGACUGCUGGCAGAAGGAGCGGGCCAACCGGCCCCGGUUCUGUGACAUCGUGGGCGGGCUGGACCGGCUGAUCCGAAACCCCGUCUCCCUGAAGGUGAUGCACCCGGAGCUGUCCAGUCCGUCCCAGCACCUGCUGGACCAGCGGGUCCCGCCUCCUCUGUCGGCCUGUGGUUCCGUCUCCGAGUGGCUCCGGGCCAUCAAGAUGGAGCGCUACGAGCAGAACUUCCUGCAGGCCGGGUUCAGCAGCCUGGACGUCGUGGCCCAGCUCAACACAGAAGACCUGCUCAGGGUGGGCGUCACCCUCGCUGGCCACCAGAAGAAGAUCCUCUCCUCCAUCCAGACGCUCAGGAUACACAAAGCCACGCCCACUCUGCUUUACUGACCAAUCACAGCGCUGAACCGGACCCCAGAGGUUCUGGAAGCUCAGGGGCUGCCAGACUCCGCCCACCUGCCUAUUACAACCAAUCAAAGCCAAGGACCACCUUCAGUUGCCUCAUUGGUCAGCACUCAGGAAUUUUUCAGCCAAUCAGCGCCUCAGGAAAAAGGUCCCGCCCACCUGGACCUGAAUGGAUGCGAUCGGCCAAUCAGCAGCCAGCACAACGGUGACUCCUCCUCUGGUUGGACACUGCAGGAUCUAUGCUCCAAAUAAGGCACUUGUGAUGUCACUAAGCCCCGCCCCCUGCAUGGACGCAGGGUUCUGAUUGGCUCCUCCUGGUUCUGAACACAGAGCUGGACAGAACCGUUUCUGGAUCGGCUGCUGGUCCAAACCGCUGCUGAGGCUCUACAGAACCAUCAGAGUGAGACCUCCUCACGGUGGAUCUUUGUCAGGAAUGUUCUGGAUCAUCGGAUCCUUCUUCAGGAAACCACCAGGGUUCUCCAGGAGAACGUCAGAACAUCUGCUGGGUUCCUGCUGGUGUUCUGGAGGUUCCUCCCUGAUUGGUGGACAUGUCUGGUACCAGUACCGUUCUCUGAGGGGUUAACAGAACCUGACCCAUCUCAGGUUACUGUGGGAAUCCUUUGGACCUCGUCUUCAGAACCAGCAGCUGAUUGGAUCCUAGAAGUUCUCCUGAAGGAUCUAUAGAUCAUCUUUAAAGGAACUGGAUCUGUUCUCAUGAGCGUAAUCACCAGGAAAGG
This is a messenger RNA of Fundulus heteroclitus (mummichog), 3743 nucleotides long. Its product is annotated as ephrin type-B receptor 4b. Gene Ontology annotation, molecular function: protein binding; ATP binding; transmembrane-ephrin receptor activity. The coding region runs from base 22 to 2991 and encodes 989 amino acids. Gene Ontology annotation, cellular component: neuron projection; plasma membrane. Lineage: Eukaryota; Metazoa; Chordata; Actinopteri; Cyprinodontiformes; Fundulidae. The transcript has 20 exons. The record is from RefSeq and is a predicted model, not a curated record. Gene Ontology annotation, biological process: axon guidance; protein phosphorylation; central nervous system projection neuron axonogenesis.